UAAUAUGUAUCUUACAUAUUUAAAGUUUAGGUGUCACAUGGCCGAGUGACGGGCCUGCCUGAGGUAUCAGUUUUCUAUCUGGUUGUGGUAUUUGUGCCUAACUCACUGGGCUGUGAAACGUAUGACAAGAAUAUAGUUAUUACAGAUUCCUCUUGGAUUUCCCCGCUCUCACUCAUCUGGAACAUUUGUCUUUCUGAGGCUAGGACCAUCUGAAUUUUCUACCUGGAAUUUACAUUGUUUCUGGAGUUUAACUUUUGUAAAUGAUGAGGCUACGAAGAAAGAAGAAAGACAAGAAAAAGAAUGGCGAAAUGAAAUCAGCCACACUGAGUACCACAACGCAGCAUACACCUCCCCCAGAGAGGAAAAGCAAGUUCUCCUCCAUAGGGAAAAUAUUCAAACCCUGGAAAUGGAAAAGGAAGAAAAAGAGUGAAAAGAUAGAGAGAACAGCGAAAGAAAUAGAAAGAAAAAUUUCAAUAAGAUCAACACGAGAAGAAUUAAUACGCAAAGGUGUGUUGAAAGAUGUUGAUGCAGUUUCAACAUCAAAGCCGACAUCAGGCGAACCCAAGACUGCUGAUAAUGCCCAGAGUCUGCAAGUGGAGGUCACAUCUGAAUCUAACCACAUCAACACAGAGGCUGUGACAGAAGUUAGUUCAUCGGAUGUGUCAACAUCCGAGUGUAAUGGAACUGCCACAGUAGACAGUGUAUCCAUGGAAACUACACCUGUCACAAUAACAACCCAAGCAGAGAUUACUUCCUGUUCAGCAAACACUACUGCACCAGUGUUGACCACAGCUCAGGUUAGACCUAUGGUAUUUCCACAUCUACAGGGCACGACCACACCUGAUUCUGGUGUGUCCACCACAGAGUCACCGCCACCCCCACAGGAGGAGAAGCCUAUGGAUCCACCUCCCCAACCUGCUCCAGAGCAGCAAGAGGUGGCAGAGGUCAAGGUUGAAGAACCAGUGGAAUUCAGUGAUCCUACUGGAACAUUCCAGAUAGCACCUGCUUCUGACUGGGACAAUUCAAAACUUCCUAAAAAGAGUGCAUUAAAGGGGGCAGGCCAAGCAGAGUCCCCCCCAGUGACCGAUUCUUCUUCUGUUCAUUUCUCACAUGUAGAUAUCAUAGAUUCACCACCCCCUGUAGAGGUAGUGCCAGUCAGUGAACCAAAGUCCUCACCCAAAGCCACCCCUGUAGCAGCACCCAGGCCAAAACUCCGAGGAGGACUCUCAAAAUUCACGGCCAGUGAUAAUAAAGAAAACCAAACAGACACACCUGUGGCCAAACCGUCUUUCACAAACAGUCAAACGGACAAGUCAGACUAUAAUCCAGCGGAUGAUUCCUCAUCUGAUGAUGAAGAGAUCCGUUACCGUGACGAUGAAGAUGAAGAGGAAGAUGAACCUGUGUCGGCACUUGCAGCAAAGGUGGCUCGGCAAGAUAGCUUGGCACGAUUCCUCAGCAACAGACCAUCAAGAACAGAACUGGUGGAAAAAAAUAUAAUUCAGGAAAAAUCAAUAUUACAGAAAACAGAAGACAGGAAUGCAAUCGGUAGUAAGCUUAUCAGACGACUGAGUUUAAGGCCCACACAGGAGGAAUUGGAACAAAGGAAUAUUCUACACACCCAAAGUAUUGACCAAGCUGAAAAAGAUAAAGAAGAGAAGAAAAGAUACCUCAUACGAAAGCUAAGCUUUAGACCCAGUAUAGAAGAACUAAAGGAAAGAAAGAUCAUCAAAUUCAAUGAUUAUGUAGAGUGGACAGAUGCCCAUGAAUAUGACAGACGGGCAGACAAACCAUGGACCAGAUUGACACCAAAAGAUAAGGCUGCUAUUAGGAAAGAAUUAAAUGAAUUUAAGAGUAAAGAAAUGGAUGUACAUGAAGAGAGCAAGCAUCUAACAAGAUUCCAUCGCCCUUGACAAUAACUCAGCUGAUAUUUCCAUUCCUGCUGUCCAGGAUGGUGGGCCUAUAACACACACACAAACUUUGAGCAGCUGGUCCUUUGUAAUCAUUUGCUCACUGCACAACAUGAUCAGGGAGUCCAUUAGCAGCUUCUGUUUCUACUGAUUCCGCUGUGAUGACCUGUCUUUCACUGCUUCCUGUAGCCCAGUUUCUGUUUAAGCUUUAUUUUUUAUUUAUUAUGCAUAGAUAGAUAUUUUUUUGAAGGGGUUGGGUGGGGGGUCAUUGCAUAUCUUUGCGAAAAAUGAAAUGUUGUUUUAUUUACUGGAGAUAGUCUGUUUAACAGGGAAUUUUGGUAAAUUUUCUAAUUUCACAGAGACUCCCAUGGAAAAUGACUUAAUUUUGUGUGCAAUAUGAAGGUAUGCCAUAAAUUUUGUGACUGAACAGAGAGCAUGCUUGUCUGUAUAAUAGAGAUAAUCUGUGUGGUCUUAAUCACAAGAAUCAUCCAUAUGCAGUUACCCAACAAAAUUAUUCCUACACUUCUAUGUGUUCUGAGCAUAUUGAACAAGAUUGUAAAGGUAGAUGUAUCAGCUAUUUUAGUUUGUCAUACAUUUAAGUAACAAAAAUGCACCACCAAUUUUUUUUUUUACAAGUAUUUCAUGUAGUCUUGUUACCAAAUAAGAUAUAAUGGUGCCUGUACCAGUAAAUCUCAGCAUUGUACGUAUAUGAGAAUUAUAAAUGUCCAUGCUUUCUAGAUGUUAUUUUAAUCUGAAGUGCCCCCAAAAAGUGAUUUUUAAAAAAAUAUAUUUAUCAACUAAAUCUUUCCUUCAGCUGUCUGUGUGUUUUAGAUGCCACUAAAACAGCAAUUUUCAAAUGGCAAUCCUUUAUCAACACGUCAUGAAUGAUUUUUCUAAAGUUUCCAAAUUUUCUAAGCAGCCUGAGUACUUUCUGAGGUAAAUACGACAACGAUCUCAACACAAAUUAAUUCUUUUUAUUGAUAGAAAUAAUUAACUAUAUUUUAUUUUAUUUCCAAAGUUUACUUCUGUAGUAGAUUUUCAUCAAAUGGUGCAGUAAUAUUGAGGUAAAAUUAGAAGGCAUUUGUUUUAUCUUUCACACAUUGUUUAUAUUAAGGAUAAAUAACACAAACAAAUUUUUAUUUUCCAAAAUUCAAACAUCUUUCCUGUAAUGGGUGCAACUCCCAUUAAAGAAGUGAUAUCUGUUGAGCUUAACUUCAUUUUUGCCCAAGCCACAUAAUUUGGUGAAAAGUGGGAAAAUAUGUAUCAUUUUUCAAUAGUUUAAGAAUGUGUGAAGUUUUGUUAACUGUUAACUUUCUGGGAACAUCCUCAAGAGUCUGUUUUUACAUUUUACACAAUAAAUAUUUUCUUAUAUUUCCAAUAAGAGAAAUAUUAUAUAAAAGCAAACUCACAUUUCUAUUUGGGAGAUUAGAAAAUUUGUUUGUGGUAUGUAUCAUUAAACACAAAAUUGAUUUAUUAAUGUUUAUGUGGUCUGUUUUAUUAAGAAGACAGUUAAGAUCUGUACAAACAUUUAGGUACUUGCUAUUUAGAAGCAUCAGUGAUAUUUCGCAGCUUUUCAUUAGUAACUUUUAUUUUGCUGUAUGAUUCACACAAUAUUGUAUGUUCAAUUUUUUUUUUUUUACACGAAAAGCCAAAAGAAAUUGUCAGUAAUCUUUAGGUUAAUAAUGGGGUGUUAAAGGUUAAUAACUGUUUGAAUAAUUACGGUAAUUACGAUUUUAAUGCCAGAUGUUUUUUAGUUGUCUGCCAGUUUGGUUGGAUCUGUUUAGAUAUUUUUUUUUUGAAAUGAGUGUUGUUUUGCAAUGAGAUGCAUUUAUAAUCCUAAAAUCACCAGUGAUGUAAUGCCUAAGCUGUUGUACAUAUGUGUGCUUAUCAUCAUUAAUUUAUGAACAGUGAUAGUGCUACGCUUUCCCUGAAACAGCCCAGACUACUAUGUCCUAUCCCAAGCUUUCUUGUUUACACAGAUAAACUAACUGGUCAUGUAAAUAUACAGGUAAAAGGAGGUCACCCAAAGGGGGAGAUCAUCCUGAUAUUUUGUUAAAAAGGGGAAGUCACCCUGAAACUUUGGUAAGCAGGGGAGAUCACCUCGAUACCAACAGGGGAGGUCAUCCUGAUACCUUGGUGCAUCGUAUCAGCAAACCUGGCAUCAGUUCAUAUUCAUUCCAUCAUUACAUUUUGUCCGAAGGAAUAAUGAAUUCACUUCAGAACAUUUCUGUGAUAUGUAAAUCAUUUGCUCUCAUCGUGUAGAAACAAUGGUGUACUAAACGUCAUUUUUAAUUAUUGAUUGUCAUUAUAUGUACAUGUAUAACAGAUAAGAAUACUAAGUACUGUAUAUAUACAUGUACAGCCUUAAUUUGUGUAUACUUUGUACUACUGUCACAUCAAAUGUCAACAUGGGCUAUAGAUGUAACAGUACAUAGGGUUUAUAAUUGUACCCAGCAUUUUAUACUGUCAACACAGUAAAGUAACUAUGGAAAACUGA
This is a messenger RNA of Saccostrea echinata, 4404 nucleotides long. RefSeq names its product phosphatase and actin regulator 4B-like. Gene Ontology annotation, molecular function: actin binding. The transcript has 14 exons. Lineage: Eukaryota; Metazoa; Mollusca; Bivalvia; Ostreida; Ostreidae. Gene Ontology annotation, biological process: actin cytoskeleton organization. Bases 261 to 1910 code for a protein of 549 amino acids. The record is from RefSeq and is a predicted model, not a curated record.